AUGGAUUUGAGUAGCUUGGCCAAAUUGCAGACGGAGGGGGUCAAUCCCCGGACAACGUACAUUGACCGCAUGUCGACGCUGGAGAUGUGCAGUGUCAUCAAUGACGAUGAUCACAGAGUGGCGGAAAGCGUCAAACCCUGCCUGCCCGUGAUUGCUGCGGCGAUUGACGCCCUGGCACCGCGUGUGCGUCGAGGUGGGCGAGUGGUGUAUGUUGGGGCGGGAACCAGCGGGAGACUGGGAAUCUUGGAUGCCUCAGAGAUUCCGCCGACUUUUGCUGCUCCGCGCUCCCAGUUCAUUGGCUUAAUUGCUGGCGGUGAUGCCGCCAUCCGUCAAGCGCAAGAGGGCGCCGAGGAUAACGAGCAAGCCGGUGAAGACGACCUACAGCGCUUGGAGCUGAACCCUGAGCUCGAUAGUGUGAUCGGUAUUGCUAGUUCAGGCCGAACGCCCUAUGUCCUCGGAUGUCUUGCUUUCGCCAAACGACAAGGCUGCGUCACGAUAGGCAUUGUUUGUGUAUCACCCUCAGCAAUCGGCCGCUCGGGCAAUGUGGACUACCUGAUUGCUCCUGUCCCAGGGCCAGAGGUUGUGACUGGCAGCACAAGACUCAAGUCGGGCACCGCGACGAAGUUGGUUCUGAACAUGCUGAGCACAGGGACCAUGAUUCGAGUCGGGAAGACCUACGGCAAUAUGAUGGUUGAUAUGGUGGCAUCAAAUCUCAAACUGGAGCAGCGAUCACGGAACAUGCUGCGCCGCCUCAGCACGAAGUGCAGCUCCCUGUCCGACUCGGAGCUAGAUGCUCUUCUUGCGCAAUCCAAUGGCAGUGUUAAGCUUGCCAUACUGGUUGCUGAAACAGGGAAAUCGGCGAAGGACUGCCAGCAGCACUUGGACUCGGCCGGAGGAGUGCUGGCCAGCGCAUUUGAAGGAGCAUCUGCGCCUGCACAACCUCUCUGUCCACCAGCUGCGAUUGCCAGGCGGUUUAUGCUGUGCAUCGAUGGUGGCGGCACGAAAUGCGCCGCAGCUGUAACUGAUCACACUGGAGUUGUGCGUCAUGGCUACGCUGGCCCAUGCAAUCUGACUGAUGGCAUUGGGAAUGUGCAGGGAGUAGUGGAUACUUUGAUUGAGUCCACCAAGAAUGCACUGAAAGAGCACCUGCCAAGUGGCACUGAACCAGGCGAAACAGGAUGGAAGCAAUACCUGAAGACUUGCUUCCGGUCUGUCUGGGUUGGAGUUGCUGGCUUGGAUCGUGCUGGUUUGCACAAAGAACUGGCUCCGCAGCUGGCAGCGGUCUUUGGCCUCGACCAUACUGCAGCCGACUUUCAGCUGACUAGUGACGUGGACCUCCUGCCGGCAUCGGUGUCUGUAGACAAAAACCAGUCGUCUGUGAUUGUUCUGAUUGCGGGUACUGGGAGCGUGGCCAUGCGCUAUGCUUGGACGGAAGAUCGGGGUUAUAUUCGUGUAGCCCGCUCGGGCGGGUGGGGCCACAUGCUGGGCGACGAAGGUAGCGGAUACUCCAUCGGAGUGGAAGCCAUCAAGCACACGCUGCUCGUUCUGGAAGAGCAGAUGCUCGACCUUCGCUCAGACGGUCCUGGUGAGUUCGAGCAUGCGGUGAUCAGCCAGCUUGGGUGUACAGCCUCGGACAGCGGCCGCAUCGACCUUCUGAGCGGUAUUUUGUCGGGGCAUCACCCACAGACCACUAAGACUCGCAUCGCUGGCGUGGCUGAGACCGUGUUGAAGUUGGCAGCGCACAACAGCACGGCUAAGGUGGUUGUGGAGGAACAAACGGCGCAUCUGAUUACCAAGACACUGGGUCGUUUGACUGACUCCAAGUGCAGAGGUUAUGCUCCCCCCGAGGAGACCGAGUUGGUGUUAGCCGGUGGGCUGAUGAAAAAUGAAGAAUAUCAACAAGCUUUGAAGAAGCAGCUGGACCAGCGAGGGUUGCGGUUCCGCGGGAUUCGUGCCGUGGACGACGUUGCUGCGGUGGGGGCCAAGUUCCUGAUGCUGGCAAGAUGGAAAGAAGAAGAGAGCGAAAUGUAG
This is a messenger RNA of Penicillium canariense, 2031 nucleotides long. RefSeq names its product putative glucokinase regulator family protein. Lineage: Eukaryota; Fungi; Ascomycota; Eurotiomycetes; Eurotiales; Aspergillaceae. The coding region runs from base 1 to 2031 and encodes 676 amino acids. The record is from RefSeq and is a predicted model, not a curated record. Gene Ontology annotation, biological process: negative regulation of glucokinase activity; glucose homeostasis; response to fructose. Gene Ontology annotation, cellular component: mitochondrion; cytosol; nucleoplasm. The transcript has 4 exons. Gene Ontology annotation, molecular function: carbon-oxygen lyase activity; enzyme binding; carbohydrate binding.